Messenger RNA from [Candida] anglica, 1750 nucleotides. The record is from the annotation of a GenBank genome assembly. Lineage: Eukaryota; Fungi; Ascomycota; Pichiomycetes; Serinales; Debaryomycetaceae.
GAUUUGAUAGCCUCUAUUGAUUUGCCAAAUAUACACAAUGGGUCUAAAGUUAGGGCCAUCACCAUUUGGUCAUCCUUUUUGGGGCCCAUUUACAAUGACGGGAGAUCCUAUGAAAUGUUUGGACGAAUGGAGUAUUAUAGAAAUGUCCAAAUUGAUUAGAUCGAAGAUCGAUUGGAAAACUAAAUAUAAGAAUGAAACUAUUGUCAAUAAAUGGAAAGCUGAAUUUAAAUCUCAAUUCACUUCCAAAACAAGACCAAUUGACGAAUUAAUCGAGUAUGUCUUCCAGGAACUUGCCUGGUAUGAAUACGUAGAGCAUAAUUUUAAUGGUUUCGAAGAGUCUGGUUUUGUCAUUGGAAGCGAUGAUAAAAUUGUAUACAGUGAUAGUGCUAUACCUGACGAUAUCAAGACCGAAUUGAGGGCCAAUGUAGAGCUGUUUGCAAAAGCUGAGUUUGGCGAUAAGCCGGAUUAUCAUCCUGGAUCCAAUAAUCAAGUGAUCGAUCUAGUACAUCCAUCUUUAUAUCCUUUACAAUAUGGAAUAACUCCAAAAAUUGUUAAGUACGAGAAAAAGAAUCAUCAAGAGAAAGAACCAGAAGAGCAAGUCAUAAUUGCCGAAUUUAGUGACGAUAUUGGCAAAGUUAAACAACACGUAGAAGAUUGGGCAGUUUCCAAGAACUAUCAAUGGUUGCCAGCAUUGUUAGUUCGCAAACCGAAGUAUUCACCGUAUGAAGAUGUUGGGAUACAUUCAUAUGAAUUUGAAUCAUAUAUCAAUAAUUUACAUCCAAAAAAGUACGGUGAUUUGUACAAAUCAAUUGAAAAAGUUUUCAACUUGACGCUUCCUGGAUUGAAUUUCACUUUAUCUCGACUUGCGACUAGGACACCAAGACGGAUUCAACUUGCUUAUCAAUCAUUGUAUACAAAAGAGUACUACGAAAAGUUCGAUAAAUUAUAUGACGAAGUAGUCGAUGAAAAUUAUGACAAAAUAGAUGAGUUUGAGUCGAAAAAGCUUGAUUAUCUCGUAGAUCGUCCGGUUAAAUAUACAAAAGAUCAUCCGGUGAAUUAUGAUUUCAAUUUGCUAAAGUCAUUUAGUCAGUUGCAUGUGAUAGUAAAACUUGCAAACAUUGAAUUGACACCCUCCAAUCCGAAGUACAAUGGAGGUUCGUGGCAUGUCGAAGGCACAAUUAAUGAGGACAUUGUUGCAACCAUUUUGUACUAUUAUGACUCUGAUAACAUUACCGAGUCUAGACUCUCCUUUAGAGGUGCAUUCGACGAACCUAAUUACGACCAAGAUGAUAAAAUUGGAUGUGAAGCUAUAUAUGGCAUCAAAGAUGGUGAAACGUUGACGAGAAUGAUUGGAGAUGUAGAAUGCAAGGAGAACCGAGUGGUUGUUUUCCCAAAUUGGUUUCAACAUCACGUGGAACCGUUUGAAUUGAAGGAUAAGACCAAGAACGGACACAGAAAGAUUCUUUGUAUGUUUGUCUGUGAUCCUUACAAUGAUAAAGUUGUCAGUACAGUCGACGUACCUCCUCAACAGAAAAGUUGGUGGGAAGACCCUACACCCAUAGAACAAAUUUCAAAGGAAAGAAUGGAUAAAAUUACCAAGAUGAAAGGAGACAAAUGGCCAAUUGACUUGGAAGAGAGUAAAUCUAUAAGAGAGAAGCUCAUGAAAGAACGUUCAAUCUCAUCAACUAAAGACAUUGAAGAUGAAAAUCCAUUCCUCCGGGAGUUCUCAUUAUGUGAACAUUAGAUCAUC